This is a messenger RNA of Camponotus floridanus (Florida carpenter ant), 1968 nucleotides long. RefSeq names its product sodium-coupled monocarboxylate transporter 1. Gene Ontology annotation, biological process: sodium ion transport; transmembrane transport. The record is from RefSeq and is a predicted model, not a curated record. NCBI's taxonomy places the organism in Eukaryota, Metazoa, Arthropoda, Insecta, Hymenoptera, Formicidae. The transcript has 13 exons. The coding region runs from base 96 to 1862 and encodes 588 amino acids. Gene Ontology annotation, cellular component: membrane. Gene Ontology annotation, molecular function: symporter activity.
AAUAUUAAAAUGUUCGUGAUAUUAAAAUAUAAAAUUGAGCAGAUGUGAAUACACCUGAUUGGGAUAUUUUUAUGUUCAAAUAAAUUUGAAGAGCAAUGGAUACGACAGAAAAUCGCCAGUCAUUUGACUUGGUUGAUUCAAUUGUGUUCAUCAGUAUGUUGGGCAUUUCUGCCCUCAUAGGCAUUUAUCAGUAUUAUGCAUCCAGGAAGAAGGCAGACGCUGUAGGAGAGUACCUUGUGGGCGGCCAGAAGAUGUCUGUAUUUCCGAUAAGCAUGUCACUGAUAGCAAGUUACAUAUCGGGUAUAGCGAUGUUGGGAUUGGCGUCAGAAAUGUAUGUUUACGGUACGCAAUUAUGGUGUGCUGUGAUUGCGGAUACUUUUGUGUCUAUUACGAUGGCAGUUGUAUAUCUGCCGGUUUUCUAUGGACUUCGAAUUACAUCAUCUUACGAGUACCUAGAAUUGAGGUUCAAUCGAGUGAUUAGGCUUAUGGGAUCUGUUAUUUUUAUUAUCAAAAUGCUGCUUUAUAUACCUAUGGUGAUAUACGUACCGGCGCUAGCUUUCAAUCAGGCAACCGGAAUGGAUCUUUAUACGAUUGCGUUGCUUGUCUGCAUCGUAUGCAUUUUCUAUACGACACUAGGUGGCCUGAAAGCGGUCGUUUGGACGGAUACCAUUCAAACGGCAGUGAUGUUCGGUGCUUCCAUUACUGUUGCUGUACUUGGCACAGCGAGAGUUGGCGGUGUGGCAGAGGUGUGGAAAAGGAAUGAUGAUACUGGAAGAAUCGAAUUCUUCAAUAUGGAUCCGGAUCCUACAGUAAGGCACACUUUUUGGACCGUCGUAAUCGGCAAUUAUUUAAAUUGGUUGGCCACGUGUUCGGUGAACCAGGCAAUGGUGCAGAGAUGUCUUGCAAUGCCAAAUUUGAAGAAAUCCAACGUGGCAAUUAUGAUAAUGGCCGUAGGCAUAGCCAGCAUUGUCUCGUUAUGUUGCUAUACGGGAAUCGUCAUUUAUGCGGCCUUCUAUGAUUGUGAUCCUAUCAUGACAAAGCAAAUACGAAAAGCCGAUCAGCUGUUACCAUACUUUGUGAUGGAAUUAUCACACACAAUACCAGGUUUACCAGGAUUAUUUGUUUCCGGUGUAUUCAGCGCAGCAUUGAGUACAAUGUCGACCGGAUUGAAUUCUAUGUCAGGUGUGAUCUAUGAAGAUAUGAUUAAGCCAUGUUUCCGUAAACCAAUCUCCAAUGUCGGUGCAAGUCGCAUAAUGAAAGCUAUAGCUGUGAUAAUAGGAGCCAUUUGCCUAGGCCUCGUCUUUAUGGUAGAGAAAUUAAGCGGUCUGAUUCAAGCUGGCAAGAGCUUAUCUGGAAUAACCGCUGGGCCUUUACUUGGAAUGUUUACAUUAGGCAUGUUCUUUCCGAUGGCCAAUUCAAUAGGAGCAUUCGUCGGUACACUAAUUAGUCUGAACUUGGUUGCUUGGAUUUCAUUUGGUUCACAAGCGGCGAUUUCCAGCGGAUCAAUCUAUUUCCCGGUGAAACCAGUAUCGGUGGAGGGAUGUUCCGAUUUACUGAAGAGUACUGUCAGAAAUUUAACAACGAUCGUCGAGACUGCUGUCAGAGAACAACCUUUCUUCUUGUAUAGAAUGUCAUAUCUCUGGUAUACGUGGGUAGGUUUUUUAACUACAAUCUUGAUAGGCUUACUAGUCUCGUGGUUCACGGGACCGUCUAAGUACAGUCGCUCAGACAAAAAAUUAUUUACACCUGUUAUACACUGCUUUCUACGCUCGAAGGAUCAUCAGAAAGCGAAUGAGACUGAACUUACGAAAAUGAAGAGUGAUGUAAGCGAUACGACAACACAAACAUUUUCAAAAUAUUAGUGCUCAUUCUUUUUUCACACAAUUGCAUUUAACUAAAUAAAAUAUAUUUAUGUUCAUAUAAUUCAAAUUUAUAUUUAUAUGAAUCCAACUUAACAUUUUAUUAAAA